GGGCGGCGUGUUUGAGACGGGCUGGUCUCGGGGAGUUGUCCCGGAGGAGCGGCCUAUAGACGGCGCGCUCGUGCAGCCACACUGCGCUUGAACCUGUAAUGUGAAGUUGGGGAGGCCCUGUGGUCUCCUAAGCUGUAGAAUCUUGACGAGGAAUUUCGAUUAUACCAUUGUCUCAGUAGUAUCCACGCGGGAGGAUCGUUACACAGGAGCAUUUAUGGUCGUCGCCAAUACAAACUUCCGGAAGAUAAUGGAGUUUUCAGUAAGAUCAACGUGUGACUCAAUAUUAGAACAGAGCAUCUUCAGAAUAAUGUUAAACAGAAUAGAAAGUCAGUUGUAAUUUGAGCUUUUGAAAUCGACUAAAAAGGGGGAAAACCUUUUUAAACUAUACUGCUGUUUCACUGCCUAAAGUGUAAUUUUCCUUUAUUUAAUAUAUUUUAUUGCCUUAGGGUCAUUCUGAACUGGGUAUGACUGUAGUAUUUAAAUGUAAAUGACUUGGCUAUGUAUCCUGAACGUUUUUUUCAAUUAAAUUGUUUGAAUUGUGAUUUUUGUCUCCUAAUGUUGGAAAUUUUCUUAAAACCUUUGGAAUUGAAGGUUUAGUUAACUGCAUCCUGAUUAAGUUUUAGAGAAGACUUGCCAUUGUUAUUAAAUAAAAUUGAAUAUAUUUGAGAAUUCACUUAAUGUGAAAAACACCUUCCAUUUGAAAAACUGACAAAUUCCUUAGAAAUUGUUUUACAGCCCACAUAUAUAAUAAAAGAGAUUUCAAGCCAAAUACUGGAAGAGAUGUCAGACGAGUCAGAUAAGGAAGACUAUUCGGACAGAACAAUCAGUGAUGAAGAUGAAUCAGAUGAGGAUACAUUCAUGAAAUUUGUAAGUGAAGAUAUUCAUCAAUGUGCACUAUUAACAGCCAAUGCUAUUAGUGAUCCAUUCUUCCCUCGAACUACACAGAUACUAUUGGAAUAUCAGCUAGGGACAUGGGUACCACGCCUUCGUGAACCCCGAGAUUUAUAUGGUGUGUCUUCUUCUGGUCCAUUGAGCCCAACAAGGUGGCCAUACCACUCUGAGGUCAUUGAUGAAAAAGUCCAGCACAUUGAUUGGGCUCCUUUUUAUCCUGAGCCAGUGUACAUCCCAACAGGCCUUGAAAUGGAACCCCUUUACCCAAACUCAAAGGAAGACACUGUUGUUUACCUCGCUGAAGAUGCUUACAAAGAGCCCUGUUUUGUGUAUUCUCGAGUCGGAGGCAACAGAACACCUUUGAAGCAGCCUGUGGAUGGCUGUGACAACACUUUGAUGUUUGAAGCAAGGUUUGAGAGUGGUAAUCUACAGAAGGUAGUCAAAGUGGCAGAAUAUGAAUACCACUUGACUGUGCGCCCUGACCUCUUCACAAAUAAACAUACACAAUGGUACUACUUCCAAGUGACUAAUACCCAAGCAGAAAUGGACUACAGAUUCACUAUUGUCAACUUCACCAAACCUGCUAGUCUUUACAAUCGUGGUAUGCGCCCACUGUUCUAUUCUGAAAAAGAGGCCAAGGCUCGUAAUAUUGGCUGGCAGAGAAUAGGAGACCAGAUCAAGUAUUACAGGAACAACCUGGGGCAAGAUGGGCGCCAUUUUUUCUCUCUUACAUGGACAUUUCAAUUUCCACACAACAAGGAUACCUGCUACUUUGCUCACUGCUAUCCAUACACUUACACCAACCUACAAGAAUACCUUUCUAGCAUCAACAAUGACCCUGUCCGGUCAAAGUUUUGUAAAAUACGUGUUUUGUGCCACACACUUGCUAGGAAUAUGGUGUACGUUUUAACAAUCACCACUCCCUUGAAGAACACUGACUCCAGAAAGCGAAAGGCUGUGAUUUUGACUGCACGGGUCCAUCCAGGAGAAACCAACAGCUCUUGGAUUAUGAAAGGUUUCCUUGAUUACAUUUUAGGACACUCAAGUGAUGCACAGUUGCUUCGGGACACUUUUGUCUUCAAGGUGGUACCCAUGCUGAAUCCAGAUGGUGUGAUUGUGGGAAAUUAUCGGUGUUCCUUAACUGGACAGGACUUAAACCGUAAUUAUACAUCUCUUCUGAAGGAAUCUUUUCCUUCUGUUUGGUAUACCCGGAAUAUGGUUCAUAGAUUGAUGGAGAAACAAGAAGUUAUUUUAUAUUGUGAUCUUCAUGGCCACAGUAGAAAAGAGAACAUCUUCAUGUACGGAUGUGGUGGUAGUGACAGGUCUAAAGCAUUAUACUUACAACAACGGAUAUUUCCACUUAUGCUGAGUAAAAAUUGCCCUGAUAAAUUUUCUUUCUCAUCUUGCAAGUUUAAUGUUCAGAAGAGCAAAGGAGGAACAGGAAGGGUGGUGAUGUGGAAAAUGGGAAUCAGGAACAGCUUCACCAUGGAAGCCACCUUCUGUGGAUCUACUCUGGGUAAUAAACGAGGCACUCAUUUCAACACAAAAGAUUUGGAGUCAAUGGGAUAUCAUUUUUGUGAUUCGCUCUUGGACUAUUGUGAUCCUGACCGGAGCAAGUAUUAUCAGUGCCUGAAAGAAUUAGAAGAAAUGGAAAAACAUGUGAACAUGAAGAAAGUCUUUGCAGAUUCAGAUUCUUGUCUAAGAGAAAUUACACUGGAUAUAGAGUCCAGUAGCCGAGGAUCUGACAGUUCGGAAUCCAAUGACUCUCAGACUUACCUUCUCAAGGUGACUUCUCAGGUUCAUGACAGAGAACAUUUACAGCAGACACACGAAGAAUCAAAUUCUGAUGCUAAAGAUCUGCAUGACAACUUAAAAAUCAAAGCGAAAGAAUGCCCAUCUUUCCAAAGAAAGAAAACUAGCAUAAAUUGGACAGAUGAUGAAAAAAGAAUCUACAGGAAUAAAAGAAUAGUUCAAUCUCAAGAACUGUUACAGUAUUUUCUCCCUAUGGUGGAAAGCCCUAGAAGCAUAGAAAGAACCAACUUCCAAAUUUCACAUCAACUAAAGCAAGCUUCUUGCAUAAAUAUAAAGAGAUACAGCACAUCUUGGACACCAAGAAAUCCCCCUUUCAUUACUCCAAAGAGUCUUAUGACAAACACCUCAGACUGGCUCCAGUGUGUGCCCCGGAGGCCACCGGGAAAUUUUUCACCUUUCAAAGGCUACAAGAGGAAAAACUUUUCUCAAACUCAGGCCACAAAAACUGAAGACAUAGAAUCUCUCAGCAGCAAAUGGGAGACUGCUUCCCCAAGUUUUGAGAUGGAUGCCAAUAUUCUAAAAGAUAAGAGUCUUCCAGCUGAAGAAUACAACUUGCAGAGACCUAUGCAGGUAGUUCCUCAUCUAACUAAAAAUAAGGGCGAGCAUGCAAAUAAGAAGGAUGGACAUCUCGCCUUCCAUCGGAGGUUCCAAAGGGACAAUUAGUUUGGCUGUAUGCUUCUCUGAAGACUGAAAAACAACACAUGGUGACAUAGUAAAAAGAAAAGCCCUUUCUUUCCUGUACCUCCCCUUCACACACAUGCAAACACUAAACUACAGAUUCUAGAAUCCCAGCUUCUUUAGUGGAAACAUCUUUCAGAAAUUUAAAAGAGGUCCAGAAAAAAUAUAAAGCACUUCCAUAUUAUAUUUAAUUUUGUCAAUAUGGAAAAAAAUGGACAUUUGAUUUUUUCCAAAAUUACUUACGCAAACACCAAAAGACUUAAGAGUUAAAGGGAAGAAGGACACAUACUACCAUGCAUUUUAAGCUCCUUACUGAAUGAAUCGGUCAACAAAUACCAUUUCCCAAGUUUCUGCUAUAUGGUUGGUGUACCAGGAACCACUGAUGAUGUAAGAGACAUUUCUCCCCACUAGAAGAAUAUCUUGUAAUUGUUCAUAUAAAGCACAUGUGACUAAAAUGAUUAUAGAAUGAUACUAUGCAGAGUAAAGUACUAAGUUGUACACCUCCAACCAAUAAAGAAAAACCAUAUAUUAAAAGGUGCUACUUGCACAGACCAAAGUGUGGCACAUAAUGGUAAUGAAAUUCAUAGAUUAUGGUGUAAAAGUCAUUUUGACUCUCAGAAUGAAGCAGAGAUAUCAAAGAUGAGAUAUACAGCUUCUGUCAGAGCUGACAAAUGGACAUUGCCAGCGUUUAUUUCUGUGGACCCUGAAGCAAGCCCAGCACCACAUGUUUCAUUCUUUAGGCAGUGGUGAGGGGGGUCCUGAAGGAUGUGCAGAAAAACAGGUCUGUCACCAAGUAAGUCGGGAUGGGUGGUCAGGGCUGCAGGAUGCAGCUAAGGAGAAUGAGGGCCGGGCAGGUGAGGGAGAUUGGAGAUGCAGCCACGAUGCUGAUCAAGGCCAGGUGGAACAGGAGGAUCUGAGAGUGCUCAUCUGUCAACAGUAUCUCCAGCAACCAAGGAAAGCUUUAGGACAGCAUGUUACUUUGUAAAAGUGGUAAAGAUUGUGUUUUAAACAUUCUUAGCCAAUAAAUUUCCUCAGGA
Molecule: messenger RNA, 4418 nt
Organism: Fukomys damarensis (Damara mole-rat)
Lineage: Eukaryota; Metazoa; Chordata; Mammalia; Rodentia; Bathyergidae
Gene: Agbl3
Product: ATP/GTP binding protein like 3
Exons: 14
Coding region: 781-3366 (861 amino acids)
Biological process (GO): proteolysis
Molecular function (GO): metallocarboxypeptidase activity; zinc ion binding
Source: RefSeq, a predicted model, not a curated record